CAUCGUUUUUGAACACACUUCUAAGUCGUCGCUUCCUUCUUCCUCAAGAGUGAAGACGGACCCUUGGUGUACCCAUACACAAUGGGUUCAUGUGGAAGAAGCUACUCAUUGAGUGUUAAGCAGAGAGACACCAUCGCAGCCGCAUUGCCAGUACAAGACCACUGGUUAUCCAUGUCAAACCUAGACCUACUCCUUCCGCCAUUGGACGUUGGAGUUUUCUUCUGCUACAAGAAAUCCCCAAUUCCUCAUGAAGAUAGUAUUACCACUCCAGUGAACCUCAUCAAGAAAUCACUGGCACAAGCCCUGGCACCGUUUUAUCCGUUCGCCGGAGAAGUUGUCCAGAACAGCCAUGGUGAACCGGAGCUUCUCUGUAAUAACCGUGGUGUGGAUUUCAUUCAUGCCCAGGCUGAUGUUGAGCUUAAGAACAUUGAUCUCUACCACCCAGAUGAUUCUGUAGAGAGGAAACUUGUUCCACUUAAAAAACGAGGUGUUCUUACUGUUCAGGUGACUGAGCUCAACUGUGGAGGGUUGGUAAUUGGAUGCACCUUUGAUCAUCGAAUCGGCGAUGCCUACUCAAUAAACAUGUUCUUGACUGCAUGGACCGAAAUUUCUCGAUCCAGACCGAUAUCAUGUCUUCCAUCUUUCAGACGUUCCAUGGUUAACCCCAGACGCCCACCUCUCAUGGACACUGUCUACGAUUCCCUAUUCGUCCCUGUAUCAUCUCUCCCACCACCAAGAUCUUAUCUCCCGACCAAUCCCCUCGUAAGCCGCAUAUACUACAUCCAAGCCAAAGACAUCGAUCAACUUCAAUCGAAUUCAAGUUUUAAUGGAAACCCAAAACGAAGUAAGCUUCUAUCGUUUAUCGCCUUUUUAUGGAAGAUAAUAGCAGAGUGUGAUGAUGGCUUCGAGACCUGCAAGAUGGGAGUUGUAGUUGAUGGGAGAGAAAGACUAGAACAGGUGAAUUUUGACAAACUUUCUUUGACAAAUACCAAGUGUUUUUCGAUGCAAAACUACUUUGGAAACGUACUUUCCAUCCCUUAUGGUGAAGCGAAUUCGGGAGAGCUUAAGGAAAUGGCACUGAGCCAAGUGGCUGAAAUGGUCUAUAAGUUUGUGAGUCCUGCAAUGACUGAGGAGCAUUUCAGGGGACUCAUAGAUUGGGUCGAGCUGCACCGGCCCGAGCCAGCGGUUGCAAAGAUUUACACGAAAACGGAAGAAACCGACGGCGAAGCUGUUGUGGUAUCAUCUGGGCAGCGGUUUCCGGUGGAAAGCGUUGAUUUUGGUUGGGGUAGGCCGGAUUUCGGUUCGUAUCAUUUUCCAUGGGGUGGGCAAACGGGAUAUGUGAUGCCAAUGCCAAGUGUGAAGAAGAAUGGAGAUUGGAUAGUUUAUAUGCAUCUCCUUGAAAAGCAUUUGGAUUUGGUGGAGACCAAAGGAAGGAAGGUGUUUAAGCCAUUAUCUCCAUCAUACAUUGGCUUCUAAUCAUCAUUCAUUACUAUCACUGUAAUAUAUGUGUGCCACCCAAAUCGCUUGGCUUUCUGGAUUAAGACUAUGUGUAAUGUUAAUGGAAUGUAUAUUAAGCAUAUAAGUGUGAAAAUACGUACAACA
This is a messenger RNA of Cynara cardunculus var. scolymus (artichoke), 1602 nucleotides long. Its product is annotated as hydroxycinnamoyltransferase 1-like. NCBI's taxonomy places the organism in Eukaryota, Viridiplantae, Streptophyta, Magnoliopsida, Asterales, Asteraceae. The transcript is spliced from 2 exons. The record is from RefSeq and is a predicted model, not a curated record. Bases 82 to 1476 code for a protein of 464 amino acids. Gene Ontology annotation, molecular function: acyltransferase activity, transferring groups other than amino-acyl groups.